This is a messenger RNA of Penicillium nucicola, 852 nucleotides long. Its product is annotated as YggS family pyridoxal phosphate enzyme. Bases 1 to 852 code for a protein of 283 amino acids. The transcript has a single exon. Gene Ontology annotation, molecular function: pyridoxal phosphate binding. The record is from RefSeq and is a predicted model, not a curated record. Gene Ontology annotation, cellular component: intracellular anatomical structure. Lineage: Eukaryota; Fungi; Ascomycota; Eurotiomycetes; Eurotiales; Aspergillaceae.
AUGCCAACCGAAAUCCCAAUGGCAACACCAGCCCGCGCAAGCACCCUCCUCGCAAACCUAAGCAGCGUCACCGCUCGAAUCAGCGCGGCAAGCAGCAAAUCCGCCAAUGCCAGCAAAAAGCCCCGCCUGGUAGCCGUCAGCAAGCUCAAACCGGCCUCGGACGCGCUGGCCCUGCACCAAGCACCGGCGCCCAACUCGCAAGCGCACUUCGGCGAAAACUAUAUCCAAGAGCUCCUUGAGAAAUCACGCCUCCUACCCCCGACCAUCAAAUGGCACUUCAUCGGUGGGCUGCAGAGCAACAAGUGCGUGACGCUUGCGCGGGACGUGCGGGGUUUAUGGGCGGUUGAGAGUGUUGAUUCGGAGAAGAAGGCGAGUUUGUUGGAUAAGGGGUGGGGGGCGAGGGAUUUGGAGGCUGUGGGCGGGCGGCAUGAGUAUGUUGAUGGGGAUGGGGAGGGGGGUGAGGAUGGUAGGCUGCGGGUUUAUGUGCAGGUGAAUACCUCUGGGGAGGAGAAUAAGGCUGGGGUUGAGCCGGUGGCGGCGGCGGAGUUGUGUCGCUUUAUUCGGGAGAAGUGUGCUCGGUUGAGGUUGAUGGGGGUCAUGACUAUUGGGGCGAUUGCGAGGUCGAGGGAGACGACGGCCGAGAAUGAGAAUGAGGAUUUUGUUUGUUUGCGCGAGACGAGGGAUCGGAUUGUCUCGGAGCUUGGGUUGACUGGGAGUGAGGCGGAGUUGGAGCUUAGUAUGGGCAUGAGUUCGGAUUUCGAGGGCGCUAUUGCUUUGGGGAGUGAUCAGGUUAGGGUUGGGACUACGAUCUUUGGGGAUCGGCCGCCUAAGGCUGAGGCUAGGGUUGUUUGA